ACUGACUGUUUGGAUGAAUGGGGGCGUCUGAAAGUUGAACUGAAGCAUUUCUUGGACACAUCCAAAGGAGCACUUUUGGGUCAGAUGCUGAAAUGAGGGAAGAUGGAGGAAAUGAGGUGUGCUGAUGACUUGUGUUCCCUCACUAAUCUGAUUUGUUCAGUGUGGUUGACUCUCGAGCCGGUGUGGGAAAAUAUUUCUGGAAGACCUGAGGGAGCCAUCAUAAAAGUGACCUUGUGUGCAGCGUGACACACACUGUGCUCCUCAGGUUUCCCAGUCAGCCUCACCACUCUGAUACUUUAGUCUCGGGGUCAUUGCUGCUCCGUUAUGCCCAGGGCUCCAACUACUUACCAUACGUUUCCUUUGACAGAGGUUUCUGUUUCCUCUCUGACCGUCACCACACACAGCAGAGGGAGGAGGUCCAAACUGUGGAGUUCUGCUCUCCAGAUGAUGCCUCACAUGGUUCUGUGCAAGUACGUUCCGCUGGUUCUAGUGGGAGUUGUGGUUUUGGCAGCCAGCGGAAUCAUAGGAGACCCUCUCUAUGAGUGUCUCCAGGACGCUGACUACAGAGAGCUCCUGGACAUUGUGACGGAUGGACUCCCAGCUGCCAGGAUGCCUCAGCAUGUGGCAGUCAUCGGCGGGGGCAUGGCUGGACUGACUGCUGCCAAGGUCUUAGAAGAUGCAGGACAUAAGGUGACCAUAAUAGAAGCUAGUGAGCGAAUCGGAGGACGGGUGGAAACCUUCAGGAACAGAAGAGAAGGCUGGUACGCAGAGAUGGGAGCCAUGAGGAUCCCCAGCUUCCAUAAAAUUCUACUUUCCUUUAUCUCCAAAUUGAAAAUCCCACUGAAUUCCUUCAUCCAAGAUGACAUCAACACCUACUACUUGGUAAACGGAGGCCUACACAAAACCUACACCGUAGAAAACAAUCCCAGCGUGCUCAACUACAGUUUGCAUGACAGAGAGAAGGGAAAGUCAGCUGCUGAACUCUUCAGUCAGACACUCUGGAAGGUGAGGGAUGACCUAAAGACAUUGGGCUGCAGUGGAAUGCUGAAGAAAUAUGACUCCUACACAGUGAAGGAAUAUUUGGUGAAGGAGGGCAACCUGAGCCGCGGCGCUUUGAGAAUGAUUGGUGACAUCCUCAAUGAAAACAGCCUCUUCUACACGUCCUUGAUAGAGAUGCUCUACAUACAGACCGACAUCAAUGACAACACACAGUACUUUGAAGUGACAGAUGGUUUUGACCAACUCCCCACAGCUUUCUAUCAAGUUUUAAAUGCCACAAUCCUGCUGAACUCCAAAGUGAAGCUUAUUGACCAAACAGAUGGGGCUAAUGUGACUGUAACGUAUGAAGACUGGCGGAACUCAGGUUCCCUGUCAAAAGUGACAGUGGACUAUGCCCUUGUUACGGCCACAGCCAAGGCCACCCUCUUCAUUGACUUCUACCCUCCUCUGUCUGGUAACAAGAUGGAGGCCCUGCGCUCUGUUCAUUAUGCCAGCUCCACAAAGGUAGUGCUCAGUUUCAAGGAACGCUUUUGGGAGAAAGAAGGCAUCAGAGGAGGGAAAAGCAUCACCGACCGACCAUCUCGCUUCAUCUACUAUCCCAGCCAUGCGUUCCCAGGUACCACUGCAGGGGCCCUCCUGGCUUCCUACACCUGCUCCGAUGACUCCACCCUUUUUCAAGGCAUGAAUGAGGAGGAUCUGAUGGCAGUAGCUCUGGAGGACUUGGUGAAAAUCCAUGGGGAGUAUAUCCGACCGCUCUGCACGGGGGGUCUGGUGAAGAAGUGGGGCCUGGACCCUUACAGCUUUGGAGCCUUUGCCCUGUUUAUGCCGUACCAGCAGGGACACUACGCGCGAGAACUGUUCCAGAGUGAGGGACGGGUGCACUUCGCCGGGGAACACACAGCAACUCCUCACGGUUGGAUCGAAACUGCCAUGAAGUCUGCUCUCAGAGCAGCUAAGAAUAUCAACAACUUGACUCUGUAGCUUCAUGUCUGUUUUUUUCUCUAAAAAAAGCUCUAAAUAGUUCAACUUUUUAGAAUUUUUUCAAUAUCAUGAGCCCUGGUCCAAUCUCCGUCUGAUAUCUUUUAUUGUGAUAUGGAGAUGUUGCUAGGUCUCAGUAUCAAUAGUUUUAGGUUUAUUUCAUUGAAGGCAAAUGUUUUAUUAAGUCAUUCAAACUCAGCGGUGAUUCUUGCAUGAAUUGUCUUUUUCUUGCUUUUCCACACUUUUUCUCUUCUUCAUGGCUGCUUCCAUGAUACAAACAUCUACGGAAACCAUCUCAAUAAACAGGGUGCCAACUACCGAGCUACCGAGUGCACAUGAAUACAUUCAAUAAAAACUUGCUCUUGGAGCAACUGACAGAUGA
Messenger RNA from Xiphophorus couchianus (Monterrey platyfish), 2359 nucleotides. RefSeq names its product interleukin 4 induced 1 (gene il4i1). Gene Ontology annotation, molecular function: L-amino-acid oxidase activity. Lineage: Eukaryota; Metazoa; Chordata; Actinopteri; Cyprinodontiformes; Poeciliidae. Gene Ontology annotation, biological process: amino acid catabolic process. The transcript is spliced from 8 exons. The record is from RefSeq and is a predicted model, not a curated record. The coding region runs from base 325 to 1980 and encodes 551 amino acids.